Molecule: messenger RNA, 3117 nt
Organism: Eublepharis macularius
Lineage: Eukaryota; Metazoa; Chordata; Lepidosauria; Squamata; Eublepharidae
Gene: IDH3A
Product: isocitrate dehydrogenase (NAD(+)) 3 catalytic subunit alpha
Exons: 11
Coding region: 31-1338 (435 amino acids)
Biological process (GO): tricarboxylic acid cycle; isocitrate metabolic process
Cellular component (GO): mitochondrion
Molecular function (GO): isocitrate dehydrogenase (NAD+) activity; magnesium ion binding; NAD binding
Source: RefSeq, a predicted model, not a curated record
UCUAAGGAAUUCUCCGGCGGCGCUCGGCGCAUGCUCCUUUCAGGGCUGCGGCGGAGGAAAGGGGCGCGGCCAGCCGAGGCGAGGGGCGUGGCCUCCCCCGCGCUCCCACCAAUCGGGCGCCGAGCCGGCCUGAGGGGACGAGUAGGCCGCGCGCGGGCCUGGCCUCCCUCUCGCUUCGGCGCGUCCCACCCGCGGCCGGGGAGAGGAGCUGCGAGGGCCGACGACGACGACUCAGCCAUGGCCGCCUCGCGGUGGGCGCCUCAGGUCUUUCGUUUACUAGGGGGUUUCAAAUUCCAAAAACAGGUGACCAGAAGUUUUGGUAGUACUAUACAGACAGUAACUUUGAUUCCAGGAGAUGGCAUCGGACCCGAGAUUUCUGCUGCUGUCAUGAAGAUUUUCGAAGCUGCAGCCGCUCCCGUUCAGUUUGAAGAGAGAAACGUGACGGCAAUUCAAGGGCCUGGAGGGAAGUGGAUGAUACCUCAAGAUGCCAAAGACUCCAUGGACAAGAAUAAAAUAGGACUGAAAGGCCCUUUGAAAACUCCCAUCGCUGCCGGCCACCCGUCAAUGAAUCUGCUGCUCCGCAAAACGUUUGACCUUUACGCAAACGUCCGUCCCUGUGUGUCAAUUGAAGGCUACAAGACCCCUUACACAGAUGUCGACAUAGUCACAAUACGAGAGAACACAGAAGGCGAAUACAGCGGCAUCGAGCAUUUGAUUGUUGAUGGCGUUGUACAGAGUAUCAAACUGAUCACAGAAGAAGCAAGCAGGCGUAUUGCUAACUUUGCUUUUGAAUAUGCCAGAAAUAAUCAGAGAAGCAAAGUCACAGCCGUUCACAAAGCAAACAUUAUGCGAAUGUCUGACGGGCUGUUCCUGAAAAAAUGCAGGGAAGCAGCGGAAAACUGUAAAGAUAUUAAGUUUAAUGAAAUGUACCUUGACACUGUGUGUCUGAAUAUGGUGCAGGAUCCAAGUCAGUUUGAUGUCCUUGUUAUGCCAAACUUAUAUGGUGAUAUCCUUAGUGAUUUGUGUGCAGGAUUGAUUGGGGGUCUUGGAGUGACGCCAAGUGGGAACAUCGGUGCUAAUGGAGUUGCCAUCUUUGAGUCGGUUCAUGGAACUGCUCCAGACAUUGCAGGAAAAGACUUGGCAAACCCAACAGCCCUACUCUUGAGUGCGGUGAUGAUGUUGCGCCAUAUGGGCCUGCAGGAAUAUGCCAGGAGAAUAGAGGCAGCAUGUUUUGAUACAAUUAAGGAUGGAAAGGUCUUGACCAAAGAUUUGGGAGGUAACGCUAAGUGUUCGGAAAUCACAGCAGAGAUAUGUCGAAGAGUGAAGGAUAUGGAAUAAUUUUUUAAAAACACUCAAAUACUGCAUCGGUUUCACGCGCUCCUGACGGAUUUUGUUACUCAAAUGCAUUAGCUGUCUGCAAUUCUUAUACAUUUGGUUUGUUUUUCUCUCGGAGAAAGCAAACUUUUUUUUUAAAAGAUGGGGCCUCUGUUUAAAUUAAUUCAGCCCAAAUGGAUGUGAUUAUUCUUGUGCCUGCUUUUGCUGGACUGCUUUCUAAGUGCUUUUCGUCCAUUUAUUUAUGUGUCGAACGUCCCCUUUUUUUGUAGAAAUGAAUUCCUUUAGGUUAGUGGAUGAAAUGGUCAGCCAUCUUCCAUUUUUUUUAAAACUUUUCAGAAAGCCCUGAGUCUCUGGAGACAUACGAGAGUAAGCGACUUUAAAGUGAAUUUGGUUUGUUUAUUCCGUCUGUGGUCUAUAUGGAACACAGUUGGCCCUUCGGCCUUAAAAAUAGCACAAGUAUAUAUAUUGCCUAAAGCAAAAAGACUUGAAUUAAGCUCUAGAAAAGUCAGCGUAAAGAAUCCAUGUGUUAUAAGCACCUGAAGCUUGUCCUUCAAAAGCAUGAAUAAAGCCUUCCAGCUGUGUAAACUCUGAAUUUUCAAAGACUGUAUACAAAAUUCAGGGUAUUUUAAACAGUGUGGUUUAAAAGUUAAACUGUCCUUGACUCUGUAUCCAAGUAGAUCCCCCCCCCCCCCCCCCCAAAAGGAGUAUUUCUUGAUCUGGCAGUCUCUAGUGAUGACGAAUUAUCCAAAUCGAUUUUGUCCUCUGCAGCUCAGGAAGGGGAAUGCUUUUCUGUCUUGAUUGAUACCGAAUGCAUAAUUUGCUAUUCCUGAAUCUCAAGGCCUUUAUAUUAAGCUCACUUUCUAUAUUAUUAUUCAGUUUACAUUUAUGCUGCUCUGUAAUUCAUGAUUUUUGGAAGCAACUGAAAUGGAAGACGAAUGAGAUAUAACAUAGCCAAUCCAAAGAGAGAUGAGGCCAAGGGCCCCUUGGCUGCUGUAGCUGAGAACAAUCCUGCGUUGCCACUUCUCCCUUGAAUAAUGUCUAGCAGUACCUGUGCUGCCUUUCCCAGCCCUGCAAACGGCAGCUAGUUGAGUAGAACAGGGCUAGGGAAACUCACAUUCUCGUGACGUUAUUUGUAUUUUAAACUGCUGGGCCCUGUCUGAGGCAGAAACUGUUUUCACAGACUGCCGGGCAAUCUCUCACCAUACCGAGUCCCAGCCUGAGGAAGAGAGGAUACAGGAAAUUUUUUUGGCUGUGCCUGAAAGGUGUCAAAGUCCUAAACUUCUUCCCAUCACGUCUUAUGUUGGGGACAUAGGUGACGCCAACACUUUGAAUGCCUUGGCAUUACUCCAGGGCCAGAUUCACCAGAGUGUGUGUGUGUGUGCGUGGUACACUCCCAGCCUCUAUUCAGGACCUGGAUCGCUGAGCUUCAACCAUCUGCCUAGGUGCCCCCUUCUCAGACUUUGAAUCCAAGCCGUGCAGAAAUGCUCUACCUUGCCACACGGAUUCCCACUCAGCAUCAAAAUUGGCGAUGGGACAGCGAAGGUUGCGGGGGGUGGGGGGGGAGUUGUCAUUUUUUUUCCUGCUUCUGCACUGAGAAGAACUCAGUAACUUCUGUUCUAAUAUGUCGAUGUGGGCUGGCUGAAAGAACGAGCUUUUGCUUCCGCCGUGUUUGUUUGCUGCUACUGCUGCUGUUUCCAUCUCUUUGGAUUGUACUCAGUGACUCGGGGGAGUUACCAUUGCGCACAAAGUGGAGAAAACAAUAAUAAAGACCUCCCAAAGACA